UCUAACGUGGAGCGGCAGCAUGCCAUUAUAGAAUACAAUGAGGCAGAGGGUUGUUUUGUGGUUCAAGAUCUAAACUCAGCUCAUGGUACUUAUGUAAAUGAUUGUCGUGUACAGAAUGCAGCUGUGAGACUUGCCUCCGGUGAUGUAAUAAGGUUUGGAUUUGGUAUCCUUUUAAAAAUGACAACAACAGUAAAAGAAAGUGUGUGGUGAGUGUAGUCCUAAUUAAUGCCCCAAUAUGACUCAGCUGUUGACAGUGACUGACGUUUCGACAACCUUAAAUCAUAGUCAGAGUUGAAGUGAGUUGUAUCUUUUCAGUUGAUGAUAUGUGGUAUUUUGCUCAAAUUAUAUAGUUAUAUGAAUUUACAGUGUAUACCUUGUAUUUGAUUACACAACUUCCUUAACAUGCAUACAACUAAACAGGAAAUGCAGGUUUUGAAUUUCUUGUUGAUUCAUCCUCAACACUUCAUUACCCAUCCUUGGGUCUUUCUAAGCCAUGGGAAUCAUACAGACUCCGCAUUCUGUCAUCACCAAUGGCAACAUUACCAUCAGGUGGAGUCACCUCCCUUCCUUAUAUCAACACUGUGACACCAGUGAGUACUGAUGGUGCACCACUGUAUACAACCACUGAACCAGUCAGUUUGCCUGGGACUGGUGGCUCAGUAUUAGAAGUAAGAGGCCCAUCUGAUCCAAAGGUU
Molecule: messenger RNA, 695 nt
Organism: Porites evermanni
Lineage: Eukaryota; Metazoa; Cnidaria; Anthozoa; Scleractinia; Poritidae
Source: the annotation of a GenBank genome assembly